Messenger RNA from Psylliodes chrysocephalus, 3169 nucleotides. The record is from the annotation of a GenBank genome assembly. Lineage: Eukaryota; Metazoa; Arthropoda; Insecta; Coleoptera; Chrysomelidae.
AAAACAUUUGACAGACAUUGACACAUGAUGUGACACUUGAAAUAAAGUGAAAUAAAAAUAUAAAUAAAUAUUUUGUUUAACUUUAACUUGCCUUUUACAUUACUCUAUUAACAUGGAAGUGUUUAACAAAGUAAUGAAUCAGGUGAGUAGUUCCGUACAUAGUACUGUAUCUCAACUCUCAGGAGUUUUACCAGGAAAUCCAGUAACGAGAGAAUUUGAAUCAUCUGCCCACAUUGCCUCAGCAGGACCAGGUUUACUAUGGAAGAUUUACAAGGGAAAUAAACGUUCUACAAGACAAGAAGCAUCAAUAUUUGUAUUUGAAAAACGACAAUUAGAUAGGUACAGCAGAAGUGAUCGGGAAAUAAUUUUAGAAACACUACGUAAAGGAGUAGUAAGGCUCACAAAAAUUCGUCAUCCAAAAAUAUUAACAGUUCAACAUCCUUUAGAAGAAAGCAGAGAUAGCUUAGCUUUUGCUGCAGAGCCAGUUUUUGCAAGUUUAGCCAAUGUCUUAGGACAUACCACUAAUAUGCCCCAACCUGCCAAUAUGUCUGAUUAUAAAUUAUUUGAUAUCGAAAUUAAGUAUGGUUUAUUGCAAAUUAGUGAAGGUUUAGCAUUUUUACACAAUGAUGUUAAACUGUUACAUAAAAAUAUCAGUUCUGAAAGUAUUAUAAUUAACUCCCAAGGAGCUUGGAAAAUUUUUGGUUUUGACUUUUCUGUUUUAAAUACAAAUCCAGCAAAUAUGCCUCCAAGCUACCCAUUUGAAGAAUAUAGCCCAACAGUGCCACCUGUUUGCCAACCCAAUUUGGAUUAUCUGGCUCCAGAAUGUAUUGUUUCUUUAACACAUUCUUCUGCUAGUGAUAUGUUUUCACUUGGUAUGUUAGCAUAUACUAUGAAUUCGCCUGAUAAGAAAUGCUUCAAACCUAUCAGAGACCUCCAUCAGUUUAAAUCUAGGGCACAGGAGUUGUCAAAAUUAAGUACUGGAAAAAUGCAAUUUAUACCUGAAGGAUUAAGGGAAUUUUGCAAGUUAUUGUUAAAUGGUACUCCUGAAGUUAGACCCGAUGCUCAUCAGUUUGUUAAAAUUCCUUUCUUUGAUGAUGUUGGAAUAAAAACCCUAACCUAUCUAGAUUCUGUCCUACAAUGGGAUAACCUUCAAAAAUCACAGUUCUACAAGGGUUUACCUGAAACGCUAAACAAAUUACCUCACAGGGUCAAAAUUCAAAGGGUUGUAGCAUGCUUAGCACAUGACUUAGGCCAACCUGCCAUGGUACCAUUUAUAUUACCAAGUUUAUUAGAUAUCGCACAGGAUUGUAGUGAGCAAGAAUUUUGUGCUCAUAUUUUACCACUUAUUAAACCUUUAAUGACACUCUUAGAACCAGUGCAGGUUCUUCUGAUUUUCCUGCAACGAAUGGAACUCCUUCUAAAGCUGACUCCAGCUGGAGAUAUUCAACGCCAUGUGCUACCAAUGCUCUAUAGAGGAUUAGAUGCUGAUUCACCUCAAAUUCAUGAACUUUGUUUAGCUGUCCUCCCUACUUUUGCAGGUCUUUUAGACCAUUCUAAUGUUAAAAAUAGUUUGUUACCUCGAAUCAAAAAACUUUGUCUUAACACAUCCACUCUUUCAGUAAGGGUGAAUUGUCUUCUUUGUGUAGGAAGACUUCUGGAGCAUCUAGAUAAGUGGUUGGUUAUAGAUGAAAUACUACCAUUCCUACCACAAAUUCCAUCUCGAGAACCAGCAGUACUUAUGGGCAUUUUGGGUAUUUACAAGUUAGCUUUGCAUCACAAAAAGUUGGGUAUAACCAAAGAGAUAAUUGCAUCUAGGGUCCUACCAUUUUUGAUACCUUUAUGUAUAGAAAAUGGUCUUAGCAUUCCACAGUUCAAUGCUUUAACUACUCUAGUUAAAGAAAUGUUCCAAAUCGUUGAAACUGAACAUAGAACAAAAUUAGAGCAAUUAAACAAUGUAAAAGAUGAACAAAAAAUGCUUGCUAACACAAUGCCAGUAGUUUCACCAAAAACGAAACCUAUUGAAUUAGAUACUGCAUUCUCUGGAUUGGGUUUAGAUAAUUUCGUACCAGGUAUGAACAUUCAGCAAAAACAAAACCUUGCACAACAACAGGAAUCUUUUAAAGCUUUCAGUGAACAACCUGCUAUUCAACCUAAAAAGGUAGAUGGUACUCCUAAAUCUGUCCCCAAAGAUUUAUCCUCUUCUUUGCUAGAUGAUUGGGUAAGUAAAAAUACCACUUCUCUACCUACACCUGAUAGUCAGGGUUUCCACAAGUAUAGUAACGCCACUAGCAGUCUAAUGGCAUUAAGUAAUGCUCCCACUAAUCAAAUAACCUCAACUAACGCCUCUAAGAUGUUUGGUAAUGCCUCUAGAAAUUCUUUCAAUAACAACCAAAUGAUGUUGACCAGCCCACAAAGUCCUAGCUCUAAUUCUCAAUGGGGGUCCCAGACUAACUGGAACACUUCCCUGACACAAAGUAAUACUCCUUUAAUGGGUGCUUCGAAUUUCUCUAAUAAUAAUGCUGGUGCCAAUCAGUGGAGUAAUUCGCAGGGAGGCAAUUCACAAAAUUGGAGUGCCUUUGAUACUCUCUUACCAAGUGGUAAUGGAAAUUCAGGUAAAGUGCCCAUGAAUAAAGUGGGUGUGCAAAAUGUGCCUCUAAUUCCAAGUGCUAGUGGCAAUAGCGUUAAUAACAAUAAAAAGGGAUUGUCUAAGGAUGAUAUAAUGGAUUUCUUGAGCUAAAAUUUUGAGUUUAUUAGAUAAUAAUUGUUUUUUUUGUGAUAUGUGUAUAUAGUUGAAUCUGGAAAUAAUAGGUAGUGAUGGAAUAUAUGAAAAAUGCUGUCUAAUUAAUAAUAAAAUUAGUAAUAAUCAUCAGUUCGCAUUUGAUCGAAAUUAGAUAUGAUCCAAAUCUCAUACAGUAUGUUAAGUUUCAUACACUCUCGCCAAAAGAAUGGUAUAGAAUAAGCGAUGCCAUUGAUUAGACAGAGGUAGAAGUGUGCACCAGCCCACAACUGGUAGAGGUAUAUACAUAUGUUCAAUUAUGACGCAGGCAACCGAGACACGAGAGCUUCUCCUUAUUUUUCUUACAUGCAAAUAUAAUUAAGCGUCUCAUCUUUAUAUCGAAGGAUCCAUGGGUAUUGUAUAAUGUUUGAAAGCAAAUGAUCGGAAUGGUGU